GCUGGAGUGGUUUGGUUGGAGGUGAAAGGGGGUUUCGGCUGGAUCAUGACAGCUGUAAUUUACCCUGUACUGGGACAGUCAUGGAAGAUGUCACUGCUGUUGCCCCUAGCUCCUUGAUGCUCUAGCCUCACCCCAAAGACGGUGGUGCUGACCUGGCUGCUGAGUCUCACUUCUUUUUGUGUUCAUUUCCUUUAAUGACAUAGAGUGAGCUUCCCCCCAAGGGGUAGGGAAUGGUUGCAAGGAGGGGGCUGUGCUGUGCAGAGAGAUUUUUGGGGUGUGUGGAGCCAUAUGAGUUUCCUUCAUCCUCCCUUCUGCAAGAAGUUGUCAGUCCCUGGGACUGAAGGCCAGACUUUCAAAAACUCACAUUUAGGGACCCAAGUAAGGGCUGUAUUCUCCACUGCUUUGCACCUUGUUUAAUCACUCGUGCAUAUUCAAAGUGCAUGUAAAACUCUACUGUUUUGCUUUAGUGGAGUUUUUACAGCUAUUUUGCACUGGGGUAAAUGAUUGCAUAAGUUCAAGGCAGUGGAGAAUCAAGUGUUAAAAAAAAACAACAAAAAAAACAAAACUGAUUUGCAGUCAUAUCCAUCACUUGAAAGCUGGAAACACACAUCCUCGAAGUACAGUGAAAUAUUAUGACUUGGAGGGGUUUCUGGAUUAAUGUAAUGGGGGUAAAAAUGGUGGCAUUGCUGGAGGUAUUGAAGUCUGUAUCACCUUUCCCACAGAAUAUGUAAAAACACAGUUACAAUUGGAUGAAAGAGCAAAUCCCCCUCGUUAUAGAAGCAUUGGUCACUGUGUGAGGCUAACCAUUCAGGAGCAUGGUGUCAAGGGUCUGUACAGGGGCCUAAGUUCUUUGUUGUAUGGCUCUAUUCCAAAAUCUGCUGUCAGAUUUGGAAUGUUUGAGUUCCUCAGCAAUAUUGCAAAGGAUUCAAAUGGGAAAUUAGACAACAAAAGGAGUUUACUUUGUGGCCUUGGAGCUGGUGUUGCAGAAGCUGUCCUAGUAGUCUGUCCAAUGGAAACUGUAAAGGUGAAGUUCAUUCAUGAUCAGUCCUCUUUAAAUCCAAAGUACAGAGGGUUUUUCCAAGGUGUCCGGGAGAUUGUUCGGGAACAAGGCUUACGUGGAACAUAUCAGGGGCUGACAGCAACUGUCCUCAAACAAGGUUCAAACCAGGCUAUCCGUUUCUUUGUGAUGACUUCCCUUCGCAAUUGGUAUCUAGGUGAUAAUCCCCACAGAAAGGUGAAUCCAUUUAUUACAGCUGCAUUUGGUGCUACUGCAGGUGCAGCCAGUGUCUUUGGCAAUACUCCAUUAGAUGUCAUCAAAACCAGGAUGCAGGGCCUGGAAGCCCAUAAAUAUAAAAAUACACUAGAUUGUGCCUAUCAGAUCCUCAAAAAGGAGGGCUCAUUAGCAUUUUACAAAGGAACAGUUCCCCGUCUUGGCCGAGUCUGUUUGGAUGUAGCAAUUGUGUUUGUUAUUUAUGAAGAAGUGGUCAAUGUUCUCAACAAGGUCUGGAAAACUGCCUGAUGCUGCUCGUAUAAGUCUAACGAGGACAGUUUGGAUAGCUGGCUAGCCAAGUCCAAUGAGUGCAGAUCUAAAUUGAACUUACUGCCUAUGGGUUAUUAUCAAAGGUGUUUGAAAUGCAAAAACUAUCACUCCAUCCUCAUUCUUUAAAGUGACAAAACUGUAAUCCAAACAUUACACUACUUCAAAGUUUAUAAGUUGUAUGGUGUAGAGAAAAGGUUAGUAGGGCAGUAUUACUAACUGCAUACAUGCUGGCUCCUAACACAGCUGAAAUUGAUGAUCUUGGUAGGCAGAAAACCAAUUAAAGUAAAAACACUUGGCUGGAUUCUGCUGUUUACAUGAGUGUAUCUCUGGAUUAAUUUUAUUGACCAUUAAACUCCAAAGAGGGCCCAUCUAAACACAAAGCUGUGUCAAACAACUGAAAGUGUUUUUUGGUUUGGUUUUAAAUGGAUUUUAGUUACUGUUAACUCCUGUAUGGACACUCUCUCUCAUUUUAAUUUAAACCUGGCUUAUGUGGAUAGAUUUUUAUCCUGACGCAUAAACUAGCUUUAAAAGUGCACUGGUUCCAAAACAGAUUUAGGUAAUCUGAUUUUUAAACAUGUGCAACUUGUAGACAAGGCUUGAGUGCCUUCAAUAGAGUUACUGUUUACUUACACUGGUAUAAUUGAGAGCAGAGUCUGCCACACUGUUCUUGAAAGAUCACAUAUGCUGAAAAAUUGGAGAAGGGAGCAAACUUUCCAUGCUGGCUGACAGCAUCUGUCAGGCUGAAUAGCAACUGUGUAAAUAGGGGUGUUUUUACUUUUUUGAGUUUGAUUUCUGGGCCGGGAGAAAGCUGCCUUUUGGGCUUCCGCUGUGGAGCGAAUGCUGGACCAGCUUUCUGAUCUGAGGCACUAGAAGCGGCAAGGAAUGCUUGGGACCAGAUCACUGGUAUAUAAUAGGGAUGUAAAUAUCAGUUUAAAAAGUUAACCGGUUAAAUGAUUAAAAUUAUAUUGUUUGGUUAACCGAGGUCACUCCAGGGACAGGGGGCCUACUGGCCGGGGCUGGCGUCGUGCUGGGGUUAACGGUUAAGGUCCAGUUAACGGUCAGCCUAAUGCUUACCGGCUAAUUGUUUAACCUUUAACAUCCCUACUAUAUAAGGGCCCAGUCCUGCUAUAUUUACUUAAGUAAAGCUCAUGUUGAAUUCAGUGAGUCUUACUUGAGUAAGGACUGUAGGUCUAGCACUAUUCUAAAAUUGCAGAAUAAAGUUUCCAAAACUUCUGCAGUGUUUCAUGCUCUGUCUGUAUUCUGGUAACUUUACUUGGCCAUUGCAGUCUUACUGGAGAUCUGGCCCCAGAUUUCACUAGCCCCUGCUUCCAUCUUCUUGAGGGACAUCACUGAAAGUUGCUCUGAUGUUCUGUCUGGAAUAGGAACUCGGGGAGUUGCAUCUUCAAGGGUUAGAUAAUGCCCUAAAACAUAUUUUGUAGUCUUGUAUUUAUGAACAGAUAAGUAUGUUGGUUCUUAAUAUAUGCUUUAGUAAUCAGCCUGCCAAACUGGAACACUGAGCAUGGCAAAUGGGGUUUUUGUCCCUGAAAGAGAGAAUAAACUUAAGACGUUAUAACAAUUGUUCUUCAAAAAUGAUUCCAGUUGACCUCUUUAUUUUGGUGUUGCAUUAAUCAUUAAUGCAUUUGAAGACACUUCAUUUAAUCUGUGUGCAUGAAUCCUUCGGGAAAUGGGGGUAGGGAAAAUAGUUCUCUCUUACGCUAGUGUAAAUUCAGAGUUGUUUCAAGGGUUACACCAGUGAAUCUGAAGAUAAUUUUGGGCCCGAGGUGCAUAUAGUUUAAAAAAGACCAGCAUUAAAAAAAGUUAUUGACAUUUUAUCUACGUUGAUUUGGUCCUUUCAUCUAGCAUACUGUAUCCUAUAGCAUAGACUUGCUAUGGCAUUUAGACUUGGGCAAGUCAGAAAAUGUCAAACUAGAGCUAAGCUCAUGGCAAUUUAGGCAAAGGAUCAUGUCAAAGCAAAGGUACUGUCCUGUCUCCUAUUAUCCCUGUAGUAUCUGAACACCCCUUCCUCUUGUGGUUCUCACCAUUAGCAUUUGGUUGGAUUUGUCACCAAGUACAAGAGAUAGGAAGCUUCUACAACAAAGUUUCCAUUACUGUAUAGGAAACUUGUGCCAGUCCACUUUCACUUGCCCUCAGCAAGCACUGGCCAACAGAGUAGUGCAUGUUUCUCUAUGAAUUGGCCAUUUACAGUCUAUAUUAAAGUAUUUCUGUAAUCUGCAAUUUACAGAUAAUUUGCUGCUGGGUUUUGGUGAAUACAAAGCACAUACAGAGCAUAUUAGGAACCCCUUUAGAAUUGGGACCCAUGUUACAACCUGUAACAGGUGUUGCUUUUAACUGGUCAUCAAGGAAUACUGUAUUUAACACGUCUGCUGAAUUAUUGGAAUUUUAAGACGCUCCACUCUAAAGCCAUAUGCUUUACUUCAUAACUGCCAUAACAUGGCUCCUUUACAUAGUCACUGUUACCUCCAGAAUAGGCAGGGCUUCCAACUUCAUAACUUAAAGAAUAGUUUAUUGCCAAAGUCAUUACGUCGUUACUGUCUCAAUCAACAACAAGGCUGUCCCCGUGCACUAUUGACUGGAGUUUCCACGUUGAUCAAAAUUGUGUCCACUAAAAUAACUAGUUGCCAAAACUUGAUCCCCAGUGACCCAUCUGUCUGAACUGUGCCAUCAAAGGGACAUCAGGUGAGCUCUCUUGGCCAGCUGUUCCGUUUCUACAGCUCUACCUUCAACCUUAGAUCUGCCAUUUAUAGCUGCAUCAGCCCCUUCAACUCUGAUGUAGAUAACCAGUUCAAAGCCUUUGUAAAUGUUGUCUAUUGCCACAGAGCCUAAGUAUGAUUCAUUGCUAAAAAUGGCUUUAGUGGCCAUUUAGUUUCAGAGCUCAGCUGAGGAGGAAGCAAUGCCUAAGGUGACAAACUACAGUGACUUAAAUAGUUAUAACAGUGCCUAUGUGAAAGGAGUUGGCUCUGGCCUAUCAAAUAGAAAUAGCAAUAAGACUAAAUACUAGGACAUUAAGCUUAAACAGGAGAGGAGAGCUGAGGAAGUGACAGGAAAGCAUCAAGCCUGAUCAUGAAGUUUACAUGUUGUUGAGAGGGUUGACUUUUAUAAAUUCAGCUAUGUUAAGUUGUAUGUGGGUUUGGGCACUAGUGUUUUUAGCUUUGUUCAUUUAGCCAUACUGGCUCAUUAGCCACCUAUUUUGUAAUCCCGAAUCGGCUGGACCAGAGAUAGAUAACACGUUAUCUUCAGUUGUGGCAAAACCAGAAUGACUGUGUUCACCUACAAGACAGCAUCUUUACAAAGCUACCACAUUGGAAAGUAAAAAUACUGUACAGAGUUAUGCUUAUUUGUACUUAUAUUGGUCCAGUCAGUAGUACAUGGACUUGCUAGUUGGUCUGGUCAGUAGUACAUGGAAUUACUAGAAGGUCUCUAAUUUUAUCCAUUACUGGGCACUAAAACCCGGAAAUGCUAUACUGAUCAAGGCUUCAAGGAAGCCACUUUCUAAUGUUUGUGCCUUUUUCAGUGUUUCUUUAACACUUCUAACUUGUUUGCUACAUUUAUUUUUAAUGUUAAAUAAUUGUUUACAAGUUCAAUCUUUUGUCUCUUUCAAAAAGAAUUAAAAAAUCUAAAUAUG
Messenger RNA from Dermochelys coriacea (leatherback sea turtle), 5183 nucleotides. RefSeq names its product tricarboxylate transport protein, mitochondrial-like. NCBI's taxonomy places the organism in Eukaryota, Metazoa, Chordata, Testudines, Dermochelyidae. The record is from RefSeq and is a predicted model, not a curated record. Gene Ontology annotation, biological process: mitochondrial citrate transmembrane transport. The transcript has 9 exons. Bases 893 to 1519 code for a protein of 208 amino acids.